Messenger RNA from Brassica napus (rape), 1855 nucleotides. Its product is annotated as microtubule-associated protein 1B-like. The record is from RefSeq and is a predicted model, not a curated record. The coding region runs from base 651 to 1604 and encodes 317 amino acids. The transcript has 2 exons. NCBI's taxonomy places the organism in Eukaryota, Viridiplantae, Streptophyta, Magnoliopsida, Brassicales, Brassicaceae.
UAAUUUUCAGGUUUACAAAUUUAUAAAAUAUAACUAUCUAUAUAAAAGGUUUUGUAAUUGCAUUUUCAGUUUUCUUUUGCAUUUAAAUAUUUAUGAACGAAAUAUAAAACUAUAGUAAAAGUGCAUAUUUUCUAUCAAAAUGUUACUUAAAAAAUGAUUUUGAUUACUUCUUAUAUUAUUCCAUCAAAAAAUAUUUUCAUUAAACAUAAUAUUCUAUUUGGCCUACGACAUCAAAAACUCUUGGCACGGCACUGAUCAUAACUAUCAUUCUCACUCUGAAUUAUUAAUUCUACAAUGUCAACGAAAAUGGCCUAAAACACUACAUUUUCUUGUAUCUAACAAUUCUAUAAUCUUAAUGACAUGAAAUUAUUCACAUUUUAUUGUCAAAAUCUUGUUGUAGUGUUAGGUUUAGCUUCAAGCGAAGCAUCAAAGUCCCAAACGGCCACGUGUAACUCAGAUAAGCCUCCAUCACCAUACCUUAUGUACAGGGCCCACUCGUGAUUCUGUGAAUAGCCCACACCAUAAUAAGGACCACAUUUUUAAUUUAAUUUCACCAUAAAUGUUUUAAAAAUAUAUAUAAAUACACACACCUCACUUCUUUUUUUUGUAGAUAAGAAGCACCGCACACUUACACGAGAUCAUUCACCACCAUGCCUCUUCUCCCCACCUCUUCCUUCAAAACAGCAGCCACCGUCGUCAUCACCGGCGUAUUUUCUGUCGCGGCGGCCGUGAUUUUCACCGUUCCUUCAGUCUCACAUUUCGUGGCCUCUAGCUAUCCCAUGAUAUACGAUAACACAGUCUUCCUCCUUAAGCCACCGUAUCUUUACUUAGUCAUCAACUGCAUCAUCGUCUCUAUCGUCGCUACAUCUAAGCUCACUAACAAAUCUUCUUCCAAUAUCGAAGUCUCCGACUUCUCCGAAGCAGUGACGGUAGUACCGGUACCUUCUGAUAUCGACGCUGGUUACUUAAACGUGUCUCAUCAGGCCGUAGGUGAGGACAAUGAUCCGACGGUGGAAGAUGUCCCUCUAGUCAUCGAUGAUGAUAAGCAGCUAGAGACAGAGAAGCUAAAACCAAAGAGUGAUUGGUCGGAACCGGAGAAGCCAAGACCGAGCAGUGAUUGGUCGGAACCGGAGACGGAGAAGCCAAAACAGCCGAGUGAUUCGCCGGAGGUUUCGAGGGUGAAGCUAUCGAGGAAACCACCGAGAUACAGUAAACAAAAGUCCCUAAAAAUGAGUGCUGAAGGUGGUGUUGGUGACAAAAAGCCGCCGAGGAGGCAGGACACGCUGGAGACGACGUGGAAGAAGAUAACGGAAGGACACUCGACGCCGUUAACGAAGCACUUGACUAAAUCCGACACGUGGCAAGAGAGGUCGCACGUGCAAAGCUCGUCAGAAAAGAGCGCCAAACACAAGAUGACCAAGUCUGAGAACUUGAAUGACAUAAACGCCCCCACGGAGCUGAAACGGGAGCCGUCACCGGGUCAGGAAGAGCUGAACCGCCGUGUGGAAGCGUUUAUCAAGAAGUUCAACGAAGAGAUGAGACUGCAAAGAUUGGAGUCUUUGUCGAAAAAUAAAGAAAUGGUAAAUGGAGGGACUCGUUUGUAAAUAUUCGUGUUUUUUUUUUUUUUGCUUUAGCUGUUGAUGAACACUGGAGAAAGGGACGGCACCGGCACAGUCGCAAAUGUUGACUCUUUUGUAUAACUACUCUAGCUGUAAAUGACUUUUGCGUGUGUGUAUGAUUGUCAUAUUUGUACUUUCUAGGCCGUCUAAAAUCACAGUUAUCGUGUGGUUUAAGAUGAAAGGAUAACAUGUGGACAAAGACUAGACUUGUAGUAAUCGAACACAUUGUUUGUUUG